This is a messenger RNA of Cryptomeria japonica (Japanese cedar), 1204 nucleotides long. RefSeq lists its product as uncharacterized. Bases 175 to 894 code for a protein of 239 amino acids. The record is from RefSeq and is a predicted model, not a curated record. The transcript is spliced from 5 exons. Lineage: Eukaryota; Viridiplantae; Streptophyta; Pinopsida; Cupressales; Cupressaceae.
ACUAAACCCGAUUUGACGAGAAAUUGAAACUGAUUACAAUGCCUAGAUGGCAGAAACUGAAAACCUGCGUCAAAUUUGAUGUUAAGCCCUAGUAGGGUUUUUCUUGUUGGGGUUUAACGAAAAGAGCUGAGUACUCCUCAAGUGUUUUAGACGUACUUUGAUCAUGAAAGCGCAAUGGCGACGAAAAUUUACAGCAUCUGCAGUCGUAGAAAGUUGGUUUUGACAUUACAUUCUUCGUCCAUUCAUCAGAAUUUAAUUGAACACAGACAAUCAGCUGUAGAUAGAGCAAGGACAGCACCAUUCCGUAGCAUAAGUACGAGUUCGUUAAAGAAUUCAUGGCUUGACAAAAUCAAGGGAUACAUUCCUGGCCUUAAAAAGUCAGAAGAUCAACCUGCUCAACCUGCUGCUGCCCCUUAUGUCCCACCUUCUUUCUCAUUAGAAAAUUAUGCUGAUGAGCUUAAGAAAGCUCGCAAAAUGGGGGCCCUAGAGCAGUUUGCUAAAGGCCGCAGUGGGCAAGUGACGAUGUCUGAAGCUAUUCAGAAACAGGAGGCUAUCAUCAGAGCGCUUGCGUCCUAUGAUUCAACUGGAGAGCACCUGGAAGCGAAACAUAAGGUGGAUGCAGCUAAGCGUUGUAAUUGCACUAUGGUAGACGUGGAGAAUGCACUAUCUAAAUUCACAUGGGCGAAGGCUGCACAAAAGAAGAUAGAUAAGUUAAAGGAGGAGGGAAAGCCAAUGCCAAAAAACUUAGCUGAGGUACAAAAAUUGGUUGGAUCUUCCCCAAUUGAUAUUGCAAAUUCAGCUCUAGCAAAACCUGGAAAAAUAAGUCGAAACGCAAAUUGCCCAUGUGGUUCCAUGAAGAAGUACAAAAAGUGCUGUGGCAAACAUGUCUGGUGAUGUGCUUUAUUGUUCUGUAUUUGCUUGGAGGUGCUGUGGCAAGACUUAACUUGGUCAUAAUUUGAGUAUGAUUGAGCUCACGGCAUAUAUUGUUCAUGUCAGGGUGAAUUGGAGGUCAUCCAAGGCGAAGACUCUGAAGAAUCAUAAUGCUGGUUGAAGACAUGUAAAUCUUCAUCUUUAAACUUGAGAAGUUUUGCCAGUAACUCAGCCUCUUUUGAAUGGUUUUUUUGUGUCAGAGUAUUAUGGAUAUUUGUUUCUUUUUGGGUCUUGUUUAGACAUAAUAAAAAAAAUUGAUGUUAUAUUUUGUCAA